AUGGAAAGAGUUGAUCAAGCAUGUAAAUUGAUUUCAAUUUUAUCAAUUUGUGUAAAUCCUUUCCUUUACGGAUUUUUAAAUACAAAUUUUCGUUCUGAAUUUAAUGAAAUAUUUAUUAAAUGUAUUCAUUGCCUUCCUUUAAUUCUUCGACAAACAAUAGAAAAGAAACAAUCAACAAAAAUACAAAUUGUGGGAAUUAAAAGAAGAAGUGUUAGCAUUAAAAGGAGUAAUUCAAAUAGUAAAAAGAAUUGUUUUGAUAAAAAUAAAGAUGUAAUUCUUUAA
This is a messenger RNA of Meloidogyne enterolobii, 282 nucleotides long. NCBI's taxonomy places the organism in Eukaryota, Metazoa, Nematoda, Chromadorea, Rhabditida, Meloidogynidae. The record is from the annotation of a GenBank genome assembly.